AUGGCGUCGGAGGCUCCGCCGGCCAGCAACGUGACACACGAGGACGAAUUCUCGCCGCCGGGACUCGAUCACGACGCGCUGCACUACUCGAAGGUCCAUCAGGACGCCGUGAUAAACGAUUCGGAGGUUCCGAAUCCGCUGGCGGAGGUCGUAUACAAUCCGCCCAUCGGCCUGUCUACCGACGAGGUCAACCGCCGCAUCAUCGCAAUACUCACGGUAGGUUGA
Babesia bigemina is the source of this 225-nucleotide messenger RNA. RefSeq lists its product as hypothetical. The transcript has a single exon. The coding region runs from base 1 to 225 and encodes 74 amino acids. The record is from RefSeq and is a predicted model, not a curated record. Lineage: Eukaryota; Apicomplexa; Aconoidasida; Piroplasmida; Babesiidae.